GUUCGCAGCGCUCCCUGCCCUCCCCGCGGAUAGAUCCGCUGCUUCACCUUCUCACGUCGCUUGCUCGCUCGGAGCCGGCGACCGCUCGCAAACGCCGACUGUCAGCGAGAGAGAGACGGCGAAGAGCGAUCAUCAUCGAUCCGGCCGCGACGACGUAUUUUCAGACCGAGUUCGCGCAUCGGCGUCUCUCGCCCAAUAAGCUCGUUUCCUCUACUCCGAGACACGCACGUCGCCCACACGCGAACACGCCUUUUUCCGCCUUUCGCGUGAUCGCGCCGGCACGCGUCGUCACAUGGGACUACUGCGUGUUCCCGCCGGCAACUGCACUUUCCGCACUCGCGAACCCACUCUCCCCCUCUCCCCCCGAGGCCUCCUAGUAUUAUAUUUUUUGAGUGUCGUUGGCCGGACGUGUUUCUGUCCAUUCGCUUUCUCUCCCUUUCUCUCGACGCUCCGCCUUCGUUCGAAAAACCCGAAGCACGGGUUCUUUACGUAUUUGACGCGAUUCGCACGUAUCCGGAGAUAUUUCGGAGACUCGCCACGGACGAAUACGGAGGGUUUACGUAGGAGGAAGUGCCGGGAGGUGCAGUUGGGACAGGCAGAGCCCCACGAUACGGCGCGCUAUACCGAGGAGGGCUACACCCUGUGCGGCGGUGGCGGCGGCAGCCGAUAAUGUUCACGCACGUAGAUAGGUUAGGGGAGGUGCCGGGUGCCUAGAACACAGUUGGCAAAAUGGGCAAGUUGUUGUCAAAGAUAUUUGGCAACAAGGAGAUGCGUAUUCUCAUGUUAGGGCUGGAUGCUGCAGGAAAAACUACAAUAUUGUAUAAACUUAAACUAGGACAGUCUGUAACAACUAUACCAACUGUAGGAUUCAAUGUAGAAACAGUUACCUAUAAGAAUGUUAAAUUUAAUGUAUGGGAUGUAGGUGGUCAAGAUAAAAUACGUCCGUUAUGGCGUCACUACUAUACGGGGACGCAAGGACUUAUUUUUGUAGUAGAUUGUGCAGAUCGAGAUAGAAUCGACGAAGCUCGCCAAGAACUCCAUCGAAUUAUAAACGAUAGAGAAAUGCGUGAUGCUAUAAUUUUAAUUUUUGCUAAUAAACAAGAUCUUCCGGAUGCAAUGAAACCACACGAAAUACAAGAAAAACUGGGAUUAACUAGGAUACGAGAUAGAAAUUGGUACGUUCAGCCAUCUUGUGCCACAACGGGAGACGGGCUUUAUGAAGGCCUUACGUGGUUAACCAGUAAUCAUAAAUCAUGAGCAAAUAUUUAUUUUUCACAAAUUAGCUAUACAUACGGAGAAUACAUGUUUGCUUUGUAUUUUUAUUUUAAUUUAUCAUGUGGAGGCUCUGUAAGACAAACAACAGCUGACAAUGACGAUAGAUUUGACGAAGUCUUUUUCACAAGAAAAGUUAUCGCGGGUGCAAAGGGGGAGGAAAAAAAAAUCUAUAAAGACAACUAUUAAUGGUGUGUUCCAAUAAUAUCGAUACUAGGUGAAUAGUAAUUUAUUGUAAACGAGGUACCAAGAGACGUAACCUUUGUUACUAGCUAUUUAUCCCAAUUCAUGGAAGUAAUUACAUUAUUACUGAAUAGGGUUACACGGGUUUAACAUCUCUGUAUUGUAACAUAUUCACGCAAGUGUACUACUUCUCACGAGAGAUAAGUUUUACAAGUUAAAGGAAGAAAAAGAUUAAGAGAAUCUAGUUAUGAUAUUAAGGGGUUCACAGAUUCACAAGGAUUAGUAUACUGUAUAACUUACCUUGCAAAUCCUUUCCGAUAUCUAUGUACUUGUUAUUCGAGAGAAUUGUGUUUUUUCGAACGGAAAGUACCUCAAGUUUUUAACGAAUUACAGCUAGAUUUUUAACUCCGCAAUAUAUAUUGUUGUCAACGCUAAGCUAACAUGUAUCAUAUAUUCAUACAUAUAGUCUUUGACUAUGACACGUGAGUAAAUUUAUAGCACCUACAAUGAGGCUUUAUGUAAUCCAGCGAGGUUUAUUUCGCGUUCAUCGCACGUUCAAGAUUUUUCCUACUUACUACUUACAUUUUCGCGCCGAAAUUCAUCAGUUGCUCAUAAUUCAAUUUGGUAAUGUCGUCUUCCAAUUCGACAGGCUACGUAAACUUUUUAAUCGGCUCCCGUUUCUUUCGUUCGUCUCCUCAGGUACACACAUGUACGUUUUUUUUUCUUUUUUGUAAGUAAUAUUUUAACCAGAACGCAAUAAUAUAUAACUAAUCGCCGGAAUUUUUAUUAUUACGCACAAACCACGAGAUUAUAAUAUCGCGGUCUUACCAUAUCUAUCUGAGUUUAUUAAAAUAGAAAACAAUGCAACACAUGGAGUUAUCGGUUUACUGAUAUUGUGAGCUCAAAAGAAAAAAAAAACAAAAAAAAGGGGGAGAAAGAAGAAUAAUGUUACAUUGAGCGUAACAACAUUGAAUCUGCCAAUAUUUUUUACCGUUUAAGUGAGUAUUGGAUAAUAAAGCAUUAGUAUUAGGUCGCAACGAUCAGACCAUUUAAUCUAACGGCAUUUUAUGGAUGAAAUAGGUGUCUUCGUGACUUUCGUUUCUCUCAAAUAGCAUAAUCCAAUAGCGUAAGACUAGUACGAAUUCAUACUUCGAUAUUCAUAACUGAUUCAUAAAUGCAAUUCACAAGUGUUCAAAACGCUCGUAUAAUUAUCAAUCGAAUUGAGUUAUAGGCAAAUAGUGGUGGUGUAUAUCUACAAUUCGUCAAUACAUUGACACCUUGUUUGCAUUCCACGAUACAUUAGCGAGUUAGGUUCUUAGAGAGAGGGAAAAGGAGAGAGAGAGAGAGAGAGAGAGAGAGAGAAAGAGAGAGAGAGAGAGAGAGGUGUUUUAGUUAUAAAUAAUCUACAUAAAUUUAACAGAUUUUCCAGGCGUAAGUUUGUAACAACUUUCUCAGCGUGUCCGUACCAUUAAUAUUAAGUAAUUUCACUUAAGAAAUGAAAUAACGGUUGAGCACAUCAUCAUCUGUAAAAAUCGUAAUCAGGCUUUGGAGAUACCGAGCUGUUUUCCAUAAUAUUAGCUACAUCAAUUAGCACUCGAUGGUCAAGCGUUCGUAUGACCAUAUAUCAUCGUAACUCUGCAUUUUUACCAAUAUGUAAAACAGCGACGACGUAUUCCACAUUAUGUACUAACUAUAUAAAAAAAAUAUAUAUAUUCUUUUAAAUGCAAUAAUCAUAAAUUGUUACGUUUUACCAUCGGCUUCAGUAAGAGCCAGUAAGGAGCUUUCAUUAUUAAAUAUAAUGUUAUAAGAUGUUAAUUAACAAAAUUUUAUGUAUAUAAAUAUGUUUCAUAUUUCAAGCGCAGUGUUUUAUGUGUGUGUGUCAAGUAUUUCGUAUGUUCCACAUGACCGUUUUACCGUGCUAUGAGAAAAAAUUCUAAAUUAUACUAACGCAACGGGGGUUAUAUAUAUAUAUAUAUAUAUAUAAAAGGGAGGGAGGGGGGCAAAGCUAUGUUGGCACAGCGAGAACUAAUACUGAAAAUAUCUUAAUAAAAUUUUGAAAGCAUCUAAACAGAAGAGAAGAUUCGCUUCUGUUAAGAUUUAUAGAAAGAGAAUAAAAACUUUCAACUUCAUUUCACACCAUCAAAUAUGUAACACACAUAUUACUAACAUACGACAAAUCAAAAGUAACUCAGAACCAUAGAGCACUUUCGCUUCAGUCCAAAGCCUGAACACAAGAAUCUCACAACACUCGAGAGGAAUCUACGAAUAUAGUUUAUAGAUUUAUAAUUAUAUAUUAUAUAUUGUAUAUUAUAUGUAUUAUAAUUUAUAAUUACCAGAAUUUUGUUACUAUACACUGAUAAUUAUAUACGGUAGUAAUUGAA
Messenger RNA from Dinoponera quadriceps, 3836 nucleotides. It is a transcript of the gene Arf51F, whose product is annotated as ADP-ribosylation factor 6. Gene Ontology annotation, cellular component: cytoplasm. Gene Ontology annotation, molecular function: GTPase activity; GTP binding. Gene Ontology annotation, biological process: intracellular protein transport; vesicle-mediated transport. The coding region runs from base 730 to 1257 and encodes 175 amino acids. The record is from RefSeq and is a predicted model, not a curated record. NCBI's taxonomy places the organism in Eukaryota, Metazoa, Arthropoda, Insecta, Hymenoptera, Formicidae. The transcript has 5 exons.